AGUUUCAGUUUGUUUUCAGUUGCUUAAUCGUUUGGUUGUGUUUCAACCGGUCAUCUCCAUGACAACGGAUCAAACAAUUGCUUGCUGAAAUUCAGGCUUCUAUUGCACAUAUAGCUUUUGCAGUUGUUUAAACAAUUCACAAAACCAACGACGUGGAACCAAUUUAAAAACUUCACAAUGGCUCAGAUUGAAGAACGAGUCAACGAAACAGAGAAACCUGUAAAGAAUGCAUGGCAGAUGAAAGCCAUGGAUGCAAAUCGCUAUGCGACUAAAAAAACGAUUGCCCAGGGAAUGCUGGAUAUAGCACUGUUAACAGCGAAUGCAUCUCAGCUGAAAUAUAUUCUACAAGUCGGGGAGCAGCAUCAGUUUUAUAAGCUGAUGUUAAUACUGAUAAGCCUGUCGAUAGUAUUACAGAUCUUGGCGGGCAUACUAAGUCUGUCUCUCAGUUUAAUGCGGGAUUGCCGAAUGCAUCAGCCAGAGUUCCAUCAAUCGGCCAAUGUGAUCAAUCAUGUGCGCACGGGUUUUGCGUUCUUUACAACAAUGAUAAAUCUCUUUAUAUCCGCAUUUGAUAGUCGCCUGCCUCCGUCACAGGGCGUUACUUUAAACGAUGUUAAUUAAAAUAUAUAACCUAUUGGUUGGAAUUCUGUUUGUGGCUAUCGGCAGUCUAAAUAUAAACAAACAACAAGACCAGAAUGCGGCAAUAAUAUUAAACGAUAUCAUAUUGGUGGUCAUCUUUGUAAUAUCUGUGGUAAAUGUUAU
Drosophila innubila is the source of this 759-nucleotide messenger RNA. Its product is annotated as ninjurin-2. Gene Ontology annotation, cellular component: membrane. Lineage: Eukaryota; Metazoa; Arthropoda; Insecta; Diptera; Drosophilidae. Gene Ontology annotation, biological process: cell adhesion; tissue regeneration. The transcript is spliced from 5 exons. The coding region runs from base 178 to 618 and encodes 146 amino acids. The record is from RefSeq and is a predicted model, not a curated record.